CUACUUUCUCACACACUAUAAACCCAUCUCAAUUGUUAGAAUCUCCCAAAUCCUUAACAUUCUUUCAACACCAACAAUGGCGAAAAACGUUUCGAUUUUUGGUUUAUUGUUUUCUCUUCUUGCGUUGGUUCCUUCUCAGAUCUUCGCUGAGGAAUCAUCAACUGACGCUAAGGAAUUUGUUCUUACAUUGGAUAACACUAAUUUCCAUGAUACUGUUAAGAAGCACGAUUUCAUCGUCGUUGAAUUCUACGCACCUUGGUGUGGACACUGUAAGAAGCUAGCCCCAGAGUAUGAGAAGGCUGCUUCUAUCUUGAGCACUCACGAGCCACCAGUUGUUUUGGCUAAAGUUGAUGCCAAUGAGGAGCACAACAAAGACCUCGCAUCGGAAAAUGAUGUUAAGGGAUUCCCAACCAUUAAGAUUUUUAGGAAUGGUGGAAAGAACAUUCAAGAAUACAAAGGUCCCCGUGAAGCUGAUGGUAUCGUUGAGUAUUUGAAGAAGCAAAGUGGCCCUGCAUCAACAGAAAUUAAAUCUGCUGAUGAUGCUACUGCUUUUGUUGGUGACAACAAAGUUGUUAUUGUCGGAGUUUUCCCUAAAUUUUCUGGAGAGGAGUACGAUAACUUCAUUGCAUUAGCAGAGAAGUUGCGUUCUGACUAUGACUUUGGUCACACUUUGAAUGCCAAACACCUUCCAAAGGGAGACUCAUCAGUGUCUGGGCCUGUGGUUAGGUUGUUUAAGCCAUUUGACGAGCUCUCUGUGGACUCAAAGGAUUUCAAUGUUGAAGCUCUAGAGAAAUUCAUUGAAGAAUCCAGUAUCCCAAUUGUGACUGUCUUCAACAAUGAACCUAGCAAUCACCCUUUUGUUGUCAAAUUCUUUAACACUCCCAACGCAAAGGCUAUGUUGUUCAUCAACUUUACUGCCGAAGGAGCUGAAUCUUUCAAAUCAAAAUACCAUGAAAUUGCUGAGCAAUACAAACAACAGGGAGUUAGCUUUCUUGUUGGAGAUGUUGAGUCUAGCCAAGGUGCCUUCCAGUAUUUUGGACUGAAGGAAGACCAAGUACCUCUAAUUAUUAUUCAGCAUAAUGAUGGCAAGAAAUUUUUCAAACCCAAUUUGGAACUUGAUCAACUCCCAACUUGGUUGAAGGCAUACAAGGAUGGUAAGGUUGAGCCAUUUGUCAAGUCUGAACCUAUUCCUGAAACUAACAACGAGCCUGUUAAAGUAGUGGUUGGGCAAACUCUUGAGGACAUAGUUUUCAAGUCUGGGAAGAAUGUUUUGAUUGAGUUUUAUGCUCCAUGGUGUGGUCACUGCAAACAGUUGGCUCCAAUCUUGGAUGAAGUAGCUGUCUCAUUCCAAAGUGAUGCUGAUGUUGUUAUUGCAAAACUGGAUGCAACUGCCAAUGAUAUCCCAACCGACACCUUUGAAGUCCAAGGAUAUCCAACCUUGUACUUCAGGUCAGCAAGUGGAAAACUAUCACAAUAUGACGGCGGUAGGACAAAGGAAGACAUCAUUGAAUUCAUUGAAAAGAACAAGGAUAAAACUGGUGCUGCUCAUCAAGAAGUAGAACAACCAAAAGCUGCUGCUGCUCAGCCAGAAGCAGAACAAGCAAAAGAUGAGCUUUGAAAAGUUCCGCUUGGAAGAUAUAGGCACACAGUCAUCUGCGGGCUUUACAACUCUUUUGUAUCUCAGAAUCAGAAGUUAGGAAAUCUUAGUGCCAAUCUAUCUAUUUUUGCUUUUCAUUUUGUCUUUUUGGUUUACUCUAAUGUAUUACUGAAUAAUGUGAGUUUUGGCGGAGUUUAGUACUGGAACUUUUGUUUCCGUAAAAUUCUAUCCGAGUUAAAAUUAGUUUAUGUUUUUAGUUUUAGAA
This is a messenger RNA of Medicago truncatula (barrel medic), 1862 nucleotides long. RefSeq names its product protein disulfide-isomerase. Bases 77 to 1618 code for a protein of 513 amino acids. The transcript is spliced from 11 exons. Gene Ontology annotation, biological process: protein folding; response to endoplasmic reticulum stress. The record is from RefSeq and is a predicted model, not a curated record. NCBI's taxonomy places the organism in Eukaryota, Viridiplantae, Streptophyta, Magnoliopsida, Fabales, Fabaceae. Gene Ontology annotation, cellular component: endoplasmic reticulum. Gene Ontology annotation, molecular function: protein disulfide isomerase activity.